AUGCACCAACACGGCAGCCUUCUGGACCUCCCUCCGCGUCACAGCAAACCAAAUCCCUACCCUAAAAUACCCCAUCAAUCCACCCAUCCAUACACCUCCCCUCGGCCUACCGCGUCCUCGCUACCAACCCGCCGGGCCACGCCCACGCCACAACCAGCACCCCCACGCCCACAGCAUACAAGCACGGCAGCACCCCCAGCCCAGCUCAAUCAAUCAAACAAACACAUUCCAUUCCCAAGCCACCAGCAGCCCCCAGCGCACUGCAAGCCCAAAGCCCACGGCCACCAGCCAGCCAGCCCCGGCAACCCGGCACGCCUGUGGCGCCACGAGCCCGCUACGUUCGACGUUGCUGCGCACCCGGCCCAGCGCGGCAUAGUCGUCGAGCGCGGAGCCCCCGCUUGCGGCUCUGCCGGCGCCGGCGCGGCCGCGACGGUCCUUGCCGCGGCGUGCGUGCCGCGCCUGUACUACUGGCUGGCUAGCUCGUCGGGUGAGGGAGCUGCAGCUGGUGAAGAUACUGGAUGGGGAAAGAGAGGAGGAGAAUGGAGGAAAGGAUACCUAGAGCAGGGGUCCUACCUAUGA
Molecule: messenger RNA, 579 nt
Organism: Aplosporella prunicola CBS 121167
Lineage: Eukaryota; Fungi; Ascomycota; Dothideomycetes; Botryosphaeriales; Aplosporellaceae
Exons: 3
Coding region: 1-579 (192 amino acids)
Source: RefSeq, a predicted model, not a curated record